AUUUAAUAUCGACCCCCCAUCUUCUUCCUUCUAUCUUCUUCCUCAUCGGAUGCAAGCAGUGUCAGGCAGAGCCCACUGAUCACCAACGAUGUUCGAUACCUCCAACCCCUUUCCAUGGGUUCGACCAUUCCUCUUCCCUAAUUACUAUCGGCUUCCCGACCGCCGAUCACAAAAGACGUUCGAUACCUUCCACUUCUUUCCACUGCUUCCAAUCGAACUCCGCUUCUACAUAUGGUCCCUAUAUUCCAUUCAUUACAGGCCCAGGGUCGUCAACAUUUCAAGUCGUCGCUGUCACCACCGGGGCUGCAAUUCAUGGCACCUUUGCACCAAGCCGCUAGCUCAGCUACACGUGAAUCGCGAAGCCCGCAGUGAGGCCCUUAGGGUGUACAAGCGCUUCCCUCACAUCGAUCCUACAGUAGAUUCUGCGCCGCACUCUUAUAUUUAUCUAGAUCUGGAGCACGAUAUCGUUCGUAUGAACGAGAUUGAACUCAAAAAGGUUCCUGUGGCGGAGCAGAAGCAACUGCGCCGGGUCAUCCUCGACGUCUACUGCGAUGGGUAUCUCCCUGACUUUCCUGAUGAAAUUCUACCGAAAAUGGAGCAGUUAAAUAUACUUGAGUUGGUCAUAUCGUUAUCGCCAGAGAAUGAGAAAACUGGCAAGGCUGCCGAUAUUGCUGAAUUUUUUGAGUCGCGAUUCGACAUAAUUGCCUCUAACAACCCAGAGUGGAAGAUGCCGCCCGUUAAGCUGACCUGGGGCACUAGGGUCGAUUUGGGGUAUCUCGAAAUGUUGCAUAAAUAUGAAGUAACCUGGAUCCAAUAUAUUCAUGUGAGCGAGGUUGCAGACCAUAAGUUUAGUGGGGAUUAUGAGGGUAUAAGGCCAGAGAUGCUAUGGGAUAAAAAUUUGCUUUAA
Messenger RNA from Aspergillus sclerotioniger CBS 115572, 907 nucleotides. Its product is annotated as 2EXR domain-containing protein. Lineage: Eukaryota; Fungi; Ascomycota; Eurotiomycetes; Eurotiales; Aspergillaceae. Bases 89 to 907 code for a protein of 272 amino acids. The transcript has a single exon. The record is from RefSeq and is a predicted model, not a curated record.